AUGGAUUUCCCGGAUCCAGCUCCCCUCGCUUCGGGCGCAACGCCCUUCCCCGACUUGAUGAAUGAUCCGGCUUUAGAUGAGAGGGAGAGGGGACUGGAGGACAUGGAUACCUGUCGGAUCUGCCAUGGAGAAGGUACUCUGGAGGAGCCGCUAUUCUACCCUUGCAAGUGCAGUGGAAGUAUUAAGUUCGUCCAUCAAAGCUGCCUGGUGGAAUGGCUUGCACAUUCACAGAAGAAGCACUGUGAGCUUUGCAAAACACCAUUUCGCUUUACCAAACUAUACGACCCGAACAUGCCCCAGAGCCUUCCAACACCGCUUUUCAUCAAGCAGGCGGUCAUACAGUCUUUCCACACACUCAUCACUUGGUUGCGCUUCGUCUUGGUGGCCUUCGUCUGGCUAGGUUGGCUACCGUGGUCGAUGCGAGCAAUCUGGCGAGCAUUGUUCUGGCUAGCAGACGGUCACUGGUCGGCCACUGGAGCAGCCGCCCAACAGCGGGCAGCACACACUGCUCAAUCAGCUGGUUCGCAGUUAUUGUUCAAUGACACUGCGGCAGUUGCGACUGCGCUCAACUCAGCAGCUUCAGCGGCUUCCAGUGCUAUCUCGUCCGCCGCAACAGCAGUACCCCCCACCGGGGAUCCAGUGAUGCUUACGCUCAUCAAGAAAGUCAUCCCCAGUCUCUUUAUUCCCGCAUUAACCGGUGGCACCGGCCAAAAUGGCUCAAAUUCGAACAGUACAGCGGUUUCGCCAAAGGCCCGAUAUCCGUCUUGGCUUUCCGAUGUGAAAUUCCUGAACACAUUGACACCCUAUCCGACAAUCAAUAACAUGAUCAUCGAUACCCUAGAAGGGCAGCUCAUCACUCUGUUGGUUGUGAUCGCAUUUAUACUUCUUUUCCUGAUCCGAGAAUGGGUAGUACAGCAACAGCCAAUGGCAAACAUUGCAGAGGGGGAACGUGAAGCAGCUUUACGGCUUAUCGCCAAUGACCGGCCCGAUGAGCAACAGCGACAGCAGAUACCGCCACUCGACUUCCCUCCCGCUCGCCCGAAUGCUGAAUUUGAGGGCCUCCAAAACGAUCAUCCCCAGGAAGCCAAUGACGAUAUUCCACCUCGAUUUGGAAAUCAUUCACCCGCCCCAUCUUUAACAGACUCUGAUGAUGGACGACCCAUUCUCGAACGGAAUCCUGGACCGCACAACCGAUUUGCAUUUGAGGACGAGUUUGCCGAAAACGCUCAAGCUCACGAUCAGCGGCGCCAGAGGAUGGCCUUAUACGAAAAUGUCCUAGCAAACUGGGAUGGCGAGCGAGAUGAAUUACUGCGAGCCCUUCAAGAACAAGAACAUGCAGACCGACCGCGCGGCAUCCCAGAGAUCCUUCAAGAAUUUGCCAGAAAUGAAGUACGCGAUCAAGAGUAUCAAAAUGCUCCCAAUGCGGAAGAUGCUAUGUCAGUACACAAUAAUCUCCCAGCGCCAACUGGCCCUAUCGCCGAAUUGCCGGCCCAACCUGAAGAUCCCCCCACCAAUCGGAAUCCAACAAGUGAAACCUCUGCAAAUGACCAAACCGCGCCGACUAUUGGCCAACUGGAAAACCAUCAACCACCAACUGGAAUUUCCGAGAGGCUCGUGGACUGGUUCUGGGGUGAUGUUACCCUUGACGACACUGACGUUGCCGAGGCGGUGCCAGAAGAUGACGAGCAAAUUGUUCAGGACCCUGCUUUGGAAGAUCCAUUCGUACCUGUUAUCAACAACAGAGCCCAGGAUCAAGUGGAUGAUGGACCUCUAGGCGGAGGCGCCCCGGCGGAUGAUGCUGGCCUUGAUCCCAAUGACAUGGAUGCCAUUGAAGGCGAUGACUUUGAGGGAAUCAUGGAUCUCAUUGGUAUGCAAGGACCUAUAUUCGGACUUUUGCAAAAUGGGGUCUUUUGCGCACUUCUCAUCGCCUUUACCGUGGCCAUUGGAAUCUGGCUUCCUUAUCUUUGGGGUAAGAUUGCCUUGGUAUUGCUAGCUAAUCCUUUGGAGCUUAUCGUCGGUGUUCCUAUGACUGCCAUCUCGGUUGUCGCGGACAUCGCUUUGGAUACCCUGAUUGGGCUUCUUUUUCAAGGUGCUGUUGAGCCCCCUCGGGCCCUGGUUCCGCUUGGCGAAUGGAUCCCGCGAGGCAAAUCGGUCACUAGCGCCUCUCUGACCCUGAUUGAUGCCAGUACCAAUCGUCUCAACAAGGUGAUGAAGGCAUUCCUUGUCUUCCACGACUCCGAUAUCCCCAUGUUCUCUGUCCUUUCCCACCAGGCGUUGAGGUUACAUCAGGCUCGACUUAGUACAUUGGUUCACUCCGCGUAUGGCCUGGUGAAAUUCGUCUUGCACGAUUUCCCGCUACGCUUGGUCACGCUAGGCAUUCCAGGUGCUUUAUCAGUUGACUUCGACUUCACGCAAAUAAAGCAAGCCGCAAUUCAGCUACAGGGCCAAGUCGGCAACUUCACCAAGUCAAUCAUUUUCUCCACCCCUGGCGCGAAGUUAUUGAAUGCCGACGCAGUCAAUGCGGCGUCUGCGAAGCUUCCUGUCGAUUACGACCUUGCAGUAUGGGAUACCAAAGACCGUAUCAUUGCCAUAUCCAUGGGCUACCUACUGGCUAGUAUGAUGGGAUUCCUCUAUCUUCGGAUCACGGGCCUGCUAGCCGGGACAAAUCGAGGCCAGCGAAUCGAGGGCAUGGUUGCUGAGGUCUUGCUACAGGCCGGAGGCGUGAUGAAGGUCAUUCUAAUCAUUGGCAUUGAGAUGAUCGUAUUUCCUUUAUACUGUGGCACCCUCCUUGAUGUCGCCCUGCUCCCUCUAUUUUCAAACGCGACAAUCUCAUCCCGGAUCGCAUUCACCAUCGCCUCUCCGCUUACCUCCCUAUUCGUCCACUGGUUCGUUGGCACGUGCUACAUGUUUCACUUCGCACUCUUUGUGUCCAUGUGCCGAAAGAUCCUUCGGAGUGGCGUUCUUUAUUUCAUUCGUGAUCCGGAUGACCCAACCUUCCAUCCUAUUCGUGAUGUUCUGGAACGCACCAUCACCACCCAGCUUCGGAAAAUUGGGUUCAGUGCCCUUGUCUACGGCGCCUUGGUUAUUGUCUGUCUCGGAGGGGUCGUUUGGGGCCUCCACUUCGCAUUCGAUGGAAUACUUCCAAUCCAUUGGUCGGCCAGUGCCCCCAUGCUGGAGUUUCCCGUUGAUCUUCUUUUCUAUAAUUUUGUCAUGCCGCUGGCGAUCCAGUUUGUCAAGCCUUCAGAUGGGUUGCACGAGCUAUACGACUGGUGGUUUCACAAGUGCGCACACUUCCUGCGUCUCAGUAACUUCCUUUUCACUGAGCGUCACCGAGAGGAAGAGGGCCGGCAUGUCCUGCGUAGCUGGUGGGGCCUCUUACUCGGAAGCAAGGGUGACUGGGAACACCCCGUCGUCGGCGAGGAGCAACAGGCUGCUGCGGAGAAGGAGAACCGUGAUGCCUACUUCCUGCGAGACGGUCGAUUUGUGGCGGCUCCUGCUUCGGACCAGGUUCGCAUUCCGAAAGGCAACCUCGUUUUCUGGGAAAUGUCCGAGGGGAAUUGGGGACCUGAGGGCGAGUGGGAAUCUGACGAUGGUGAACGCCCUCGCUUCCGGGAAUCAUACACACUGACCUACAUCCCGCCAUCCUUCCGGACUCGCAUUGCAGCCUUUAUCCUUCUUAUCUGGCUGUUUGCUGCCACCACUGGCGUAGGCAUCACCAUUAUCCCGCUGGUAAUUGGUCGUUGGAUCAUCUCGAUCUGCCUUGGAAGCCCCGUCCCGGUGAACGACAUCUACGCUUUCUCGAGUGGGUUGUGCGUGGUUGGCGGUCUGGCAUACACGGUUCACUACUGCCACAAGGGCAUUCAAUUCUUGCGAGAGAACGCCGGCACCUAUGCCUGCACCAACCUGUCGCUGCACGCUGCCCGUCUUGCAUAUAUCGCCACCGCCUUGGUGGUCGUGCUCCCGACCCUCUUUGCCCUCCUUACCGAGUUAUACAUUCUGAUUCCCGCCCACACCCUGCUCGGAGAGGGACAGUCACACGUCGUGCACGUAAUCCAGGACUGGACGCUGGGAGUCCUUUACGUUCAAAUGGCAAUCAAACUGACGGUGUGGCACCCUCGAUCCUGGGCGGCAGCGGUGAUGAACGGAAUCUUCCGCAACGGUUGGCUGCGACCUAAUGUGCGCUUGGCGACUCGGGCUCUUGUGCUCCCGCUAUUGGCAUUUACAGUGGCGGCGGUUAUCGUCCCGUUGACGCUAGGAGGGAUUCUGCGAUGGACCCUUUUCUACGCACGGGUUGAGGCGCAGUCGCAUGUCUACCGAUAUGCCUACCCUGCGACUCUGCUGGUGGUACUUGCCGCGUGGACUACCCACCUCGUUCGGCGACGGGUGGCGCUCUGGCGGAUCAACAUCCGCGACGAUGUCUACUUGAUUGGGGAGCGGUUGCACAAUUUCAGUGAGAAGCGGGCGCGUGAUGUGGGAGUAUCGCGACGAGUGAUCACUGGGUGA
Penicillium cosmopolitanum is the source of this 4503-nucleotide messenger RNA. RefSeq names its product E3 ubiquitin-protein ligase SSM4. Bases 1 to 4503 code for a protein of 1500 amino acids. The transcript is spliced from 4 exons. Gene Ontology annotation, molecular function: zinc ion binding. NCBI's taxonomy places the organism in Eukaryota, Fungi, Ascomycota, Eurotiomycetes, Eurotiales, Aspergillaceae. The record is from RefSeq and is a predicted model, not a curated record. Gene Ontology annotation, cellular component: endoplasmic reticulum membrane.